Molecule: messenger RNA, 2653 nt
Organism: Betta splendens (Siamese fighting fish)
Lineage: Eukaryota; Metazoa; Chordata; Actinopteri; Anabantiformes; Osphronemidae
Gene: tmprss4a
Product: transmembrane serine protease 4a
Exons: 13
Coding region: 367-1758 (463 amino acids)
Biological process (GO): proteolysis; blood coagulation
Cellular component (GO): membrane
Molecular function (GO): serine-type endopeptidase activity; calcium ion binding; protein binding
Source: RefSeq, a predicted model, not a curated record
GUUCAAGUGUCAUAUUACCUUCAAUACUUUUGUUUUGUCACCAGGCUCCUUUAAAAAUACCUUUCUCCGAAUCCACGGAGAAGAGCUAGUCACCGGCGGGCUUCGUUACAGCCCUGGGGUUUCAGGGAGGGGCAGCGCUGACAUCCUUCAGGCCAGACUCAGCUCCAACGUUGUAGAAAGUAGGAAGACAGGGGGUGCGAACGAGACAGAGAGAGAGAGAAAGGGAGAUUUAAACCAAGCAGGGUCUGAAAUCUAAGCCGGUGGAGGAGUGGGGGGUUCUGGGAAGAGGACGGAGGCCGCACAGGAGACAGUCCCACCAACAGGAAGAGCUCCGUCUGGGUUUUUACCAAGAGAAGCCAUUGCACCAUGCCGGCAAACAGGCCGACUCAGGAAACCACGCAACCACUGAAUCCCAACCAGGCUGUGGUUCCACAGCCAGGUCGCCGCAGAAAGCUCCACAUGACAGCACCAGCGACGCAGAGGACCCAGAGGAACAAGGGGCUGGGCAAGAGGAAGGUCCUGGUGAUCGUCCCUAUAGUUGUGCUGGUGCUGGUCUUUCUGGCUAUAGCAAUAUACUUUAUUAAGCAGCUGAUUGACAGCAAAUACUUCUUCUGCACGAGCUCGCUGAGGUUCAUCCCGAUAGAGAAGGCGUGUGAUGGGAAAAAGGACUGCCCCGGAGGAGAGGACGAGACGACCUGCGCCUCCAACCUCACCGUGACCUCGACCUUCCCAGUGCGUCUCGUGACCAACCUGAGCGUGCUGCAGGUGUACAGCAACGUGUCCGGCUGGAGGAGCGUGUGCAGCGACCGCUGGACGCAGCAGCACACGCAGACGGCGUGCGGCCUCCUGGGAUACACGUAUAAACCCCUCGGCGCCAGCGUCCCAGUGAGCAGUUUGGCGGGUGCCCUGAAACACGGCCCGUUCGCCGCAGUGAAGCCCGGGACCGCGACCGCGCCCACGGAUCAGGCUACGGCCGACAGCACUGCAUGCGGUUCUGGAUCAGUGGUGUCUUUGUCCUGUUCCGACUGUGGGCAGGUCCACCUUCAGGACCGCAUCGUCGGCGGUAAAGACGCCUACAUCGAGGACUGGCCCUGGCAGGUGAGCCUGCAGGACGACGGUCAGCACACGUGUGGGGGCUCGCUGGUGGCGCCCAACUGGGUGGUCUCCGCCGCCCACUGCUUCUCCGGGGUCAGAAAAGAGUUGAAAAGCUGGAGGGUGGUGUCCGGUCAGACCUACAUGGCCUCGCUCGGGGGGUCCUACGUGGACAAGAUCAUAGUGAACGGACAAUACGACCCGGUGCUGAGCGACUACGACAUAGCAAUGCUGAGGCUCAGCAGCCCGAUCACAGUGGGAGACUCCCGCAGACCAGUGUGUCUACCUCCUAAAGCCCUGGGUCUCAGUGCUGGUGAUACCCUGACUGUGACCGGCUGGGGAUACCUGAGGGAAAACGGUCAGGUGUCUCCUUCACUUCAAAUGGCCCAAAUUAAUUUUAUCGACCGAGACACGUGUUCCAGUCCUCAGGUGUACGGCAGCACUAUAACCCCAAGGAUGAUCUGUGCCGGGGUCAUGGCGGGCGGGGUGGACGCCUGCCAGGGGGACAGCGGGGGUCCGUUGGUCUAUGACAGCUCCUCUAAGUGGAACCUGGUAGGAGUGGUGAGCUGGGGCGACGGCUGUGCCCGCAAGGGACAGCCAGGAGUCUACACCAACGUUGACGAGAUGCUCAACUGGAUCUAUACAGUCAUGCAGAAAAACCCCUGAGGUUCUCCGGUGGUGAGUAAAACUCCAGACCAGGCUGCCCUGUGAAAAUCAAAGGAACUUUUAGUUUCAGCGUGGCUGACACACGGUUGGAGACGGACGGAGCAGAAGGGAGAGUUGAAGCUGCACUGAAAGAGGAAUGCAGAUGAACUGUAAAACACAGUGACCACAAACACUACACCCACACUUGAAUACAGAUGUUUUCCAGGUGUUGCUUUUGCCAUUUUCAGUGCCAUUUCAUGUUCUGGUCUCAGGGGACAAGCGUUUCUAUUUAUGGGCUCCGGCCAGUGGGAGCUUUCUUCCCGAAAGGCAGUGCAUACGUGUUUUAGCUUUAACAAAACCAAAGACUUGAUUCACUGAUGUUUUAAUUUUCAGUUACUGUCAAAUAACACUUUGGACAUGACCUGGGUGAUUUUAGAAGGUUUUUAAAGGACAUAGAUGUUUUGUAAGAGAAGGUGACAAAGGGUGAACACGGCCUUGAGUCCAAGGUGUCAUUUUAAACUGCCCCCUCCUGGAGUCCAAUACAUUUAUGCUGCUAAUUCUGUUAGUGGUUUGUCAGGUUUCAGCACAGCUUCCUAUCACAGACAAACUAACAGCAACAUGAGCACUUUAAGUGGAAACCGAGAAUUACUUGACUUAAUUUAUGAGCAGAUUAUUCAAGUAACUACUGUGUAACACUGCACUCUACACUAACUGAGAAAACAAAGUUGUGUUUACAGUUCAUCCACAUAGUCUCAUAUGCCAUGAUGAUGAAUGAAUGUUCAUGAUACGGUUUCCAGCUUGACAGCUAUAGUGACAUAAAUGUAAAAGGAAAAGGGUGAAGUUGGUUCAUUUCUAGUUAGAUUUUAUACACUUGUAAAUAUCUUGUAAAUAUAAUAAAACUUACUUACAAUAAUAA